ACGGAGCUAGUAGUCAGUCGACUCGGCGAGGCCCGGCGCCAGAUUAACGAAACAUGUUGUCCAUACUUGGGAGUAUUGCUGUGUACGCUAAGUUCUCCGGCCAUAUAAUGUUGCUUUUUCUAAUGCACGAAAAUUAUUCGCCACAUCAAUGACAUGUGAUGUCUAACAGAUGAAAGUUAUCUUCAAAAUUAAUUGUUAUACAUGUAUUCUGAGGAGUGAUAGUGAAUAAUACAACUUGCCAAAUGAGGUAAACCAUGCGGCGGAUUAAAGACGGAAGCUUGCUUUGCACUGUUUUCGCUCUCUUCAGUGCGUACGAAGCAGCACAUGUGCUCAGCCCUCCUUCAUUAACGGAUAGUGCCAAGGAGGGGGCCGUAGAAGCAGACUUAUUAAAUCACGGAUUCAUUAAUAAACAUCUAUAUCCUAAACCAGAUGAGGUCACAAUCAAAUGCAAGAUGCUGACGUCGAAGCGUUUGUUUUAUGACGGGACGUGUACUUCUAGUGACUAUGUAGUGGAAAGGGUUUGUGCAGGACGAUGUCAUCCUGAGAGACAAGAAAAUAAGUCUUGGUGGGGCGAAUAUCUUAAAUAUUGGCAUUCCCAGUAUGUGAAACACUGGAAAUGCAAGGAAGGCAAAACGCGGCGACAGAGAAUUAAGUUACUGUGCCCUAACGGCACAAUUCGGACUUAUAAGAUUAGGGUAGUGAAGACAUGUAACUGUGUACAAUAUUCUAAAAAGGACAAUGAAUCAAAAUCUCGGAAAAGAAGACCACGUCGUAAACGCCGACGGCACCGUACAAAGAAAAGGAGGGGACAGGGAAGAAAGAAUAAAAACAAUAGAAAAUACUUGAACAGUAAUAGCCCAGAGUUAUGAACGGUCUGUGCAAACUCUAGGAGGAACUUCUUUUCUAUUUAUAGAAACCACGUGUCGUCAAUCGUUGUUUAAUGUCUAAUGAUAGUAAUAGAUCGACCUAUCGAGUCGGACGCACCUGUGUCUCCCAGAACACGUGGUGUGUUUAUUGUUUGACAAUACCCUCGACGAUUCCCCCCGGAAUAUAACGGAAAAAAACCGCGACCAAAGGUGUUUACAAAAUACGGAAUGCUGAUGGGGAAACUACACGACAGAGGAACAACGCGUUCUGUGGUACAUGUAUAUACUUUGUUCGAUAUAGUCCUUUUACGCAUGUCAUAUUUAUUGACGAACGGGAAGUGACACAGUAAACAUUCCCGCGCAUGUGCAGUGUUCAGAAUUAACGUUUCCUGUGGUGCAUUCAACGAACGACAAUCGCCUCUCCGUUUCCGGAGAACGAGAUCCGUGAGUUUCCUGGCCUACAAAUGACAAGACAAUGCAUUAACUAACAUAAGGCCUUUGGAAUUUGAAAGUUCCAGAAAGGUGCAUAAGUUUCCCCCGAUAUCUGUGAUCAACAUUGUCUUUUAACAUUGUUUAUUUUGAGACUCGUUUGUUAUGAAUCCUCUAUGUUGGUAACCGUUCCAUUUUGUUGUCACUUAUCGUAUGUGUUCCAUGUCCUCGAACUCAGUGCAUUAAAUCCAAACAUAAUUUAUCUAUACAAAGACAUAUUCUUGUGGCUACUUCAAACUUUAUCAAAUCUUGUUUCCAUAGAUUUUUAAACAAAUGUUUCACUUCGUUGAGAUACAAUAAAUGCAGUUGUGACCUACCUGUGAUAACAUGAGUGAUGUAUUCUAGUGGAUUUUUGAUAAUUUCUGCAACUAGAUCCCUUUAUGUUAUCUUAAAAUCCUUUCGAAUGAACAAAUAUGUUUCUAAAAUGUAAUAAAUGUCUCUUGUGUAGAACAAAAAAAAUCUUAGUUGUAUCAGGUAUGUUAUAUCAUUAAACUUUACCACUACCAUCCAUCAUCUAUAUAUCAUCAGAUUACUGUAGAUCACGGGAGCGAUCCGAACGACUAACUAGUAUUAAGGAUUUUUCAAUGUUAUCUUUGUUGAAAUUGUAUAUAUUUAACAUUCGUGCGACAGUUAUAAUCACAACCGACAUAUAUCGCAAAAAAAACCACAGCGAAUAUAUUGUAUACAGGAAAAUGUUCGCUAGGUGAAAUAUUCGCCGUUUACCGGUAAAUUACAUAUCCUCGUGAUGUUAUUCUAAGUCAAAUUACCAUGUAUACAAUGAUUUAGACGUAAAUUCAACUUCAUGAAUAAAACCCGUCGUAACGAAGGAGAUGUAGAAACGGCGAAAAUUCAACCACUGCAAAUAUUUACAUGUAUACAGUAUACUCUUCGCAGAAGUCAGUGAUUUUCAGUAUUUAUUUUAUCACAGAUUGUGUUGAAGCAUAUUUACAGGGUCAGAUAUGCUGGUGAACGUGUCAUUUGAAACAACAUUCCUCGAACAUGUGUAUUAUUAUAUCGUUUGAAAUGCAAUUAAUGACGUGUAAAUGUUAAAAUUAGUAAAAUGGGUAUUGCGUUAGAGUAUUAGAAGUACAUCUAAAAUAUUGGUCACAAUUCCUUCGUCAUUAAGUUUAUCUAUCAGCUGUUUUUAAUCUACAAAUAGUAAUUUAUCAGCAUCAAUUACCAUAGGAGUCAGAAGGAUUUUUUUAGAGUAUAUCAUUGCAACGCCUACGUAGUCGAAUGUGCUUAAAUAAUUGACACCUACCUACAAGCAAUCCGUGAUGUCAACACAAUCGUUAGUGACGUCGACAUUUAACUAUAAAUGUAAUGACGCCGACAAAUGUAAUAAGUGAAAUAAACACACAUAUCAAUGACGUCAAAUAGCAAACAUCAAUGACGUCAUUACAUAUUCAUUAACAGGUAUUAAAAAUUACUGUCCAUAGUAGCAACAGUAAGAUAUUUCCCCACGGAAGAAACAAUUGACGUAUUUUUGCUUUUUGAGGAAUCUUACCCCUGAAAGGGAUUAUGUCUUUAACAAAGAAUACUUUUACCGAAACAACACAUAUGUACAAUGACGUCAUCUGAUAAUAAACAAAAUGACGUCAUUCGAUCGUUUCGUUCUGAACUCACAACUUGAAGCUUGACUUACAUCCUGAAUUGAAACUUUGAAAACCGCAGAGAGUUCUUCUCGAAGCGAGAGAAGAAAGAUUCCAGUCCCGUCAUAAAACUACCUGGUCUUUAAAAAUUAAGACCAAAGUCAACUAGAACUUUCAGGUCACAAAACGACAUAGUCUCUUUAAAUUCUAUUGAAAAAACAAUUGUACUGAAUAAUGAACCAUACUAUCAAUUUAAGAUAAAACUCGAAUAAAAUGUCUCAUCUUAUACGCUGUCUCGGUUUUUUAAAUAUAUGGUCACAGUUUACUGGAAUUUAGUUUAUAAUAUUUUAUCACAGAUUACGUGACGGAGCGAUUUACUAUGUGUAGUAUUAACGUCCUAUAUCUCUACGGCCAGUUGACCCUCAAGUAUCCACUAACAUCACUGUAUGUGUUGUGAUACCUUAGUGUCGUUAUGAACGUACUCCUAUGCUGGAACAAUCCUUCUGGUAUUCAUUACUCCGGAUUAAGAUAAUCCGGACAAUCCUGAUUGCAGUCGCUCUUCCGGUUAUUAUUACCACGAAUUUAACAUCUGUGAAAUUACAUUUCCCGAUUUGCAACAUAGAAAAUUCUGUUUGAUUUCGGAAACAAAAAGUUGGAAAGAUGUUCCACAGCCGACCAAGUAGCUUUGCAAUUGCAAGAUUAUAAUUCACUUUUUUAUUUUAGGAGAUUUAUCAUUUUCAUUAGAUUCAAGAUAAUGUUUCCAAAGUUUAUGAACCUUGAAUGAGUUUUUUAUCAGAUGGUAUGGUAACAAACCAAAAAGUAUUGAUAAUUUCUUAAUAAUGCUUUCUCCAUCAACACUGUCGCAAUACACUAUGGUGUAUUAUUAAAAUAUCAAUAUUAUUGUGAUAGCAUUCUUAUACGUUCUAAAAAUGUAUGCUAUAUCAUUUGAACUAUUGUGUAAAACGUCAUCGUGGUCAUCAUUUGAUGUUGGCUUGUUUUUUUUCAUGGACAUGUGUGUAAAAAAUGAAUAAUACGCAUUCAUAUUUGUGUGCAUCUAAUUACGUCACUGACAUUUGUGUACAUCUUUUAUGACGUCAUCUGUAUUUGUGUACAACUAAUUGCGUCACUGACAUUUAUGAAUACUUAUGUGACGUAUGUAAUAUUUACAUCCGUUUCUCAUGCAAUGUGCGUACAGAUAGACACAAUAAACAAACAAACAUAAUUCUA
Messenger RNA from Mizuhopecten yessoensis (Yesso scallop), 4174 nucleotides. Its product is annotated as sclerostin domain-containing protein 1-like. Gene Ontology annotation, molecular function: BMP binding. The coding region runs from base 255 to 869 and encodes 204 amino acids. NCBI's taxonomy places the organism in Eukaryota, Metazoa, Mollusca, Bivalvia, Pectinida, Pectinidae. Gene Ontology annotation, biological process: negative regulation of Wnt signaling pathway; negative regulation of BMP signaling pathway. The transcript is spliced from 2 exons. The record is from RefSeq and is a predicted model, not a curated record.